GGCGGGAUUUGGGGCGGCAUUAUUGGCGGGCGGUAAUGCGGGAAGGCCGCACUCCCCGGUUCAGUGAUGGAGCAGUGGAGGUUCUGCUGGAGAGGGUGAGGGCUCACCGGGAGAUCCUGUUCCCCUGGGAGGGGAGGAAUGUUCCCAGGGAGAUGGUUCACCAGGCCUGGAUGGAUGUGGCCCUGAGUGUUAAUGCCCGGAGUGAGGUACCAAAAACCUGGCUCCAGUGCAGGAAGAAGUUCAACGGGCUGACCUGGACAGCCAAGGAGAAGCUGGCCCGCAGAGCCCGCAAGAGGAGCAGCGCCGGGGAGCGGCCCCCCUCCAUCCUCGAUCUCACCCAGAUGGAGCAGGAAGCACUGGACAUCAUCGGGCCCAACAGCAGGCGAGGCGUCGAGAAUGGCGAGGCAGGAGGUCGCGUCCCGCAAGGUCUGUCCCGUUACCUGGGCCUCACCGGGCAGGAGUUGGAGGAGCACCACCUUUUGGAGGACGCCCCCUCACCGGCUCCCUCCUUCCAGUACGCCGGCAGGGAAAUCAGCCUGGCCGACGGCAGAGACGGCGAGCUUGAAGGACCCACACAAGGUGAACUGUUCGGCAGCAGCGAGCAGGAGCUGAGCAUCCUGGAGAGGACAGUGCAGGACGCAGACGGCCACAGGGCCAACUCCAUCCCCAGCUACGUCGAGGAGGACAAAGAUGCUGAUUUCAGCGGCCCGGCUUUCAAAAGGAGGAUUUUCCAGGAGCACCACCAGCUCCUGGAGGCUCUGGACAGCCUGCCCAGGAGCUGCCUUACCCUGUCCGAGAGCAUGGAGGAGUCUGCCUCCAUACUGUGCGGUGUCGUGGCGCAGGGCAUCAGCACCCUGCAGUCCACCAUGGAGCACGUGGUGAGCUCGGUGGACGCGGCGGUGAGGCCCUCCGCCCAGGAGCCGGUGGCACCAGCGCUGGCAUCGUUGAUCGAGGCUCAAACCGGUGCCAUCGAGGCUCUGGCCUGCACCAUCUCCUCCGGCCUGGAAAGGCUGGGGACGCGCAUCGACCGGGGCUUCGGCCGGGUCACCGACCUCCUGCAGUCCACCGUGCCACGGCCGGGCGGCGGCGGUGCCGGCUCACCGCCGGGUGGCGCCACAGGAGGGGCACACCCCGCCCUCCCUCCGGACACCGGCACGCCGGCCCCCUCGCCGCACGGCCAAGCGCCCUCUGCCCUGGAGGCAGCAGUGAUACUGCGCUCGGAGGUGAGGUCCCCUCGUGCCCGGGCCCUUCGGGAUCGCUCGCUAUGAGCAUCUGACCCGCCCAGAGUGAGUCACGGUCACCACCUACUGGUGUGGUGAGGGGGGGUGGGGUGGGA
Molecule: messenger RNA, 1336 nt
Organism: Carcharodon carcharias (great white shark)
Lineage: Eukaryota; Metazoa; Chordata; Chondrichthyes; Lamniformes; Lamnidae
Exons: 3
Coding region: 36-1268 (410 amino acids)
Cellular component (GO): nucleus
Source: RefSeq, a predicted model, not a curated record